Molecule: messenger RNA, 1515 nt
Organism: Rhododendron vialii
Lineage: Eukaryota; Viridiplantae; Streptophyta; Magnoliopsida; Ericales; Ericaceae
Product: protein BRASSINAZOLE-RESISTANT 1
Exons: 2
Coding region: 186-1142 (318 amino acids)
Biological process (GO): brassinosteroid mediated signaling pathway; DNA-templated transcription
Molecular function (GO): DNA-binding transcription factor activity
Source: RefSeq, a predicted model, not a curated record
GAGCUUUAUCUGUCAAAAGCAUACACAGCAGGGAGAGAGAGAGAGAGAGAGAGAGAGAGAGAGAGAGACAAAGACAGAGAGAUUCUUCUAUACUUCCAUCCCCAGUAGCGUAUUCCUCGUGAGCACUUCCCCAUCCCACGGACAGAUAGAGUGUGUGCUGGUAGAGAGAGAAAGAGGAGAGAGAGAUGAUGUGGGAGGGGGGAUCAGGCGGAGAAGGCGGAGAAGAGGUGGAAGGAGGAGGAGGAGGUGGUCGGAGGAAGCCGUCGUGGAGAGAGAGAGAGAACAAUCGGAGGAGAGAGAGGAGGAGGAGAGCCAUCGCCGCCAAGAUAUACGCCGGGCUCAGGGCCCAGGGUGACUACGACUUGCCCAAGCACUGCGACAACAAUGAGGUCUUGAAAGCCCUCUGUCUUGAAGCCGGCUGGACCGUCGAGUCCGACGGCACCACCUAUCGCAAGGGAUACAAGCCCCCUCUAUCUGACAUUGGAGGUACCUCAACCAACAUAACCCCAACCUCUUCCCAAAACCCUAGUCCACCAUCUUCAUCCUUCCAAACCCCUAUCCCUUCUUACCAACCAAGCCCCACAUCUUCUUCUUUCCCAAGCCCGUCCCGUCACGACGCCAGCUCAUCCCAUUUGCUUUCUUUUCUUCGGAGCACCAUUCCUUCAUAUCUCCCUCCUCUCCGAAUCUCAAACAGUGCCCCUGUGACUCCACCCCUCUCAUCCCCAAACUCUAGACCUCACAAACAGAGGCCCAAUUGGGACUUUCUUGCCCAGGAAUCAAUGGCUUCUUUACAUAAUUAUGCUUCCUUUGCUGCUUCUGCUCCGGCAAGCCCAACUAGAUGCAGGCGAAUUGGUCCAGCAACCAUACCGGAAUGCGAUGAGUCCGACUCUACCGUUGAUUCAGGUCAAUGGAUGAGGUUUCAAUCAUUUGCACCAACUAUGAUUCCCACAUCUCCAACCUUUAAUCUUGUGAGACCUGCGGCUCAGAAAGUUUCUUCAAUGGAUGCAAUGAGAGAUAAGGGGAAAGGUCCAGAGUUCGAGUUUGAGAGCAGAGCGGUGAUGGCAUGGGAAGGGGAGAGGAUUCAUGAGGUGGGAUUGGACGAUUUGGAACUUACACUUGGAAGUGGGAAAACUCGAAAUUAGGUUGCUACUGCUGGAUGAUGUGAAUAGGUUUGUCUUGUGUCUCCGUAACAAACGGUCCAUUUAUGGUUUGAGCUUUUCUUUCUAUGGUUUGAAAUGCAGCCAUUGUCUGGAUGGUAUCUACGCUCACGGAGGAGAAAAAGGGUUGCUGUUGCAGAAUUCAGUUUUUUGAAUCAAAAUUUGGUUUGUGGAAGGAAUUGCAUUUUCAUCUGUUGGUUUCUCUCUUAGCUUUUUAAAUUUUGCUUUGGUUGAUUUCUCUUAUACUAAAUGAUAUUGUGAGCUCCUUUUCAUUGGAAUCAAGAAAUGAUUCUCCUUUGUAGACUCUUGUGGGAAAACUCCCACAAAAUUCAAUAUUUCGAGAGUAUGUGUCUUCAUA